Vespa mandarinia (Asian giant hornet) is the source of this 4677-nucleotide messenger RNA. RefSeq lists its product as uncharacterized. Gene Ontology annotation, cellular component: extracellular region. Gene Ontology annotation, biological process: central nervous system formation; innate immune response. Gene Ontology annotation, molecular function: Toll binding; growth factor activity. Lineage: Eukaryota; Metazoa; Arthropoda; Insecta; Hymenoptera; Vespidae. The record is from RefSeq and is a predicted model, not a curated record.
UCGAGUCAGUGCGACUCGUGAUUUCCGUGCGAGCGCCGGCCUCGCGUACGUCGAGACGGUGCCGUGUCUUCUCGGCCGGUCUCUUCCUUUAACGAGAGACACGCGAUCAAAAGAAAGAAAGAAAAUUUCUAUCCAAAUAUUCGUAAAAAAAAAAUAAAUAAAUAGGAAAGAAAAUCAAAACAAAUAAACGAACGAACAAAAAAAAAAUAUAUAUAUAUAUAUAUAUAUAUAUAUAAAAAGAAAAAAGAAAGUAAGAAAAGCAAUUAUCGAGAACAGCAAUUUUUUUCGUACAUCGUAUCGUGAGAUGAAUGGACCUAAAGAGGAUCAGGUGAUUCAGGUUGUAGGGAAAAUCUAUUGAUCUUGAUAAGAUUACAAAGGAUAGCUAGCUCUAAAUCGAUAAAGCUAAAGAAAACGGUUCAGUGAUCCUUUUCACGCAAAGAAAGAAAGAGAGAGAGAGAGAGAGAGAGAGAGAGAGAGAGAGAGAGAAGCGUCUGUGCUUUCAGAGAAUUUAGAUCUAUAGAAAGAUCGUGGGUGUAUGCUGGAAGCUCCUCUCGAUCGAUUCUUCGAGCGAAGAGACGCGUGGGUGGUAGGAUCAUCGUGUUAAUUGUUAGUGAUCACAAAGGGGCCAGUGAUCGCGAUGUUAACGUUCAUCGUCAAUUAUUAAUAAAAAGGAAAAGAUUUUCGUUAGCUCAUUUGCGAGUGAGGUUAAGGAAAGGUAGACAAGUAGAUUGAGACAAGAGAAUUAAAAUAAAGAAAAAAAAAAAUAAAGAUAAAAAAUGCCUCGAUCCUUGACGGGACUCCGUCGAAUUGUGUACAUUACGAGUUAACGCCUUGCGCGGUCUCCUCGUCGUUUUGAGACGACUUAAGGACUGUCUUUGGGAUGGUUACGUAAACGGGCGCCAAGCCGAAAGGUGAUUUCUCGUGAAAGAGGAGAAAGAAGAUUACCGAAACGCGAAUUGGCCAAAAAAGAAAAAAAAUUCCACUCUCGUGGGAGCGCGUCAAAAAUACUUUCAUAAGAGAUUUACGAAAGUGUUUGACGUUCAUUGAAAAGGAAUUAAAAAAAAAAAAAAAAAAAAAAAAGAGAAAAAAAAGAAAAGAAAGGAAAAGAAAAGAAAAGGAAAAAAAAACAAGUCCCAUAGGAUUAAAGGGAAUACCGUAUAAAAUUCUAGUUAGCGAUGAGAAGACGAGAAAUCGGCAAACGAGUACGAUCGAACGCGAGACGGUAAAUCGUCGUCGUUCGUUGCUCGUCAACGUCGUCAAUAGAUACGUAUACGAGACAAUCGCUAUUAUCAGGUGUUUCAGUCUCGGCUCAGAGUCAAGAGCGAUAACCUCGUGAGUGUUGGCGAAUCGAAGUAAACAUAGGAGAGAUCGAGAUUGCGAUCGAUUUAUCGAUCGAUCGAUCUAUCGAUUGGCUCGAUUCUUCCUCAAUGUCGAGUAAAGAUCUAUUCUCUUUAGGCGAGAAGUAAUAUCAAAGAAAAUUGACCGAGGCUAAGAGAGAAUCUUGAAGAGAAAGAGUUUCGAAGGGAAGUCUGGAAGCUAUUGAUCGGAAGGAAACGUCGUAUAUCUUGGCAGUAAUGCGCACAAAUUAUGCGUCUUGCGGCUCCGUCGAGCGACGGCCACUGAGAAGAAGCACGGAGUUACGCGUUUACACUUACGGAUAAUCCAUUGGUUUUUUCUCUCUCUCUCUCUCUCUCUCUCUCUCUCUCUCUCUUCCUCUCCCUCUUCCUUUUCCACUCCCUCUUAUUUUCCUUUCUCUUUUUAUCCUCCUCAUGCUGCUUUUCAAGAUCUUCUUAUUAUUCUUCGUCCUUUAGCUUUAUCCUCCAUCUUUUUGGUUGCAGCAGCAGACUUUCGCUCGAUCCAAGAACCUCUUCUCUUCUCUUUUCUUCUCUUCUCUUCUCUUCUCUUCUCAUCUCUUCUCUUCUCUUCUCUUCGUUUCUUUCUCUUCUUCUCCUUCCUUUCUUCUUUCCCUCGGCCGUCCGUCCAAUCGAGCAAGACGUCGCUUCGAGCGCCGUUUAUUCGCGAAAUUCCACCUUCAACCCCAAGACGCCUCCGCGCCGAGUUCCUAUGACGCAUUCAAGUUCCUCCGCGAAGAUAUACCAUCGACGGCCACGGAUACUUCUUGGUCACUUCGUCUAUGCUCUUCGAUGAAGAAUAUAGUUUGUUACGAAACAAUCGAGUCGAAUAAAUUUAAUUGUGAUUAUGGUGCCUUCUUCUAAAGUCAAGUCAAGCAAAUCAUUAGUGUGAACUAUAUACGAAGGUUGAAUUUUCGCAAAAGUGUUCAAUAUUAAUAUCUCGCGAGAAACGUCAAAGAAAAGAAAAAGGAAAUUGGACGAGAGAAGGACGAGAAGAGGAAGAAUCCUUUCGGAAUAUAUUCACGGAGGGCUGAAGUGCACCUGCGACUCACGUCACGGAAUUUCCUCUUUCGUCCACCGUGGGAAGCGAACUCGAGAGCUUACAAGUACGGUUCUCUCGUACCUCGGCUCGUAAAACAAGCUACGUGUUUCGAAUUCGAGCGAGUUUUUCUCGACCUUGUCGACUGAUUUACACGCGAGGACAUCCCUUACUACAACUCAACUCUCCUCUUCUAAUCCCCAUCGGUGCGGUAGUCAUGUCACGGCCGAAUCGACCCGACGGAUCACGAGAAAUCGACGUGGAGGAGCCCGGAGAAACGGAUUAUCGGCCGGCCAUCCUUGGAUUUCGAACCGAGUGAAAUCGCACGCGAGAGAUCGCCGUUCGAUAAUAACAAUCGAGGAUCGAUACGUGAAUUCGAUCCACAAGCUUGGAACCUACGGCCUCCCCGCUGGCCUGGCCAGCUACUAUGCGAAUUGAAGCUCUCAGCGCCCUCGUCGCGGUGGUUUGGCUGACCGCAGUCCUGUGCCCGCGGCUUGCUGCCGCCAACCUCACUUUAUCCUUUUCCUCUCGUAGAUCCAGAGAGCAUCCCUUCAGAGGACAUAUCUCUCGCUGGACGGUGCCAUUGGAAGACACGAACAAGCGAAUGACGUACCGUGAGAUGCAGAUGGUUCUGCGCCAGGAGGGAGGCGAAGAUGGCCUCGCAGUCGACUGUUGUCCCACGAUAGAGGAAAUGGUCGAGCCCGUUGGCGGUCGAAAUCGGCAAGAUAUGUACGUCGAGCUCUAUCGAGACGGCGAAAAUGCCCAGAGGUUCUUCGAGUACUCCUGCAGGCCAGACGUCCUCGAUAAGCCCUGCAGGUUCGUUGACCGGAAGCUUAGUAACCAGUCGAGAUGCGUGCAGAAAUUCUCAUACACCUACGCUAUCGUCGAGAAUCCUGGAACGAAGGGAGGCUCCGAAGAACAUAGGAGGCACCAUCACAGGGAACACAGAUUUCCAACGUUUCCUGGAAACACAGUGAGCGGGUCAACGUGGACGUUGGACUACAUCAGGGUAAGAAGCGGCUGCAGCUGCGAGAUCAUGCCGAAGCCGAAAAAGAGGAAACCCAUGGCGACAAAGGCGAGAAAAGCGAAGAGCAAAUUGCGCCAACAAAGAGAUCAAGACUCAGACUUUGAGACGUGAGACUCGUGUUUGGUCGAACUGCAAUAUGAAAAAUAAAAUGUUACCAGUGGUCGGUUCGCUGAUCGCAGACAAAAAAAAAGACGUUUUAGCACGAGUAACGCCAUAUUUUCGAUGUUAUUCCGUUUAUAUAUAUAUAUACAUACACAUACAUACACACACACACACACACACACACACACACACACACAUAUAUAUAUAUAUAAAACAUCGUACAUCGUUUAAUAAUUUCAUAUUCGCUUAACCAUUGCAUAUUUAUUGAUAGUAAUUUACAUUGAAAUAUUGAAAAGGAAGUCAAUUCGUAUCUUUGUACUACCAUAAACGAAUGAUGAAUUAAACGUAAUAAUGUCGAAUGUGUUACAAUCGAAAUACGUUUCCUAACUCGAAAUACAUCGUCUACUUAAUUUAAUAUCUUAAUUGUAAGAACGAUUAUUCUAUUUCUUAUUUUUCUCUUUUUAUUUUUCUUUCUUUCUUUUUUUUUCUUUUUUUUUUUUUUUUACUUACUCAACAAAUUUAUAUUAUGUAUUUUCUAUGUGCAUAUUAUAAAAUUGUAUCUAUUUUUAAUUAAGGAACUAUCUAUAAGAAAAAAAAUACGAUUAGUUAUAACGUUUAAGGUAUUUGUGUUUCAUAGAUCUGGGGCGCUUCCUGUUUUAAUUCUUUUGUUUUGUUUCUUCCUUUUUUUCUUUUAUUUUUUUUUUUUUUUUUUUUUUUCGUUCUAUAGGAAGACUUUUUCUCUUUCAAGAAGAGCCGAACGUAGUUUCUCUAGAACACACGCACUUAUUUAAUUCUUUACAAUUAUAAUAUUUAAUUAUAAUUAUUAGAUGUUCUUUCAUAAGGUGCUGUAUAGAGAAAUGAAAUGGUAUAGAAAGCGAGGUGUUGACUUUGCGAUAGCCAUGACAACUAUUAACAAAUCUGAUUACUUUAAGGACAUAAAUCAAAAGUUACUUUCGUUAGAUGUGAACUAAAGUAUUGUUUAUUUUUUUUUUUUUUUUUUUUUUUUUUUUUUUUAUUUGAGCAUAGGUAUAUGUAUUAGUCGAUUUCUAAAGAAAUGUAUCGUAUCGUUUAAGUGUAUAUGUAUGAAUGUAUGUAUAUGUAAUAAUUGAGAUCAAUCUAAUCUCAAUAUUUUAUAAUAUUCGGUCUAUAAUAGGUUC